This is a messenger RNA of Carica papaya (papaya), 1059 nucleotides long. RefSeq names its product transcription repressor OFP13-like. Gene Ontology annotation, biological process: negative regulation of DNA-templated transcription. The record is from RefSeq and is a predicted model, not a curated record. Lineage: Eukaryota; Viridiplantae; Streptophyta; Magnoliopsida; Brassicales; Caricaceae.
CUUGGCCGGCCUCACCACUUAUUCAAAAUCUCCUCCCUCUUCUUCCUCCAACCAGCUCUCUGACUCCGCCAUUAAUGUCCACAUAAACUAUCUUCGUAUCAAUUCAUUUCGUAUCUCAAAAAACCAGAACUACCUUAUGGGGAAGAAAAUGAAGCUUCGUUUUCUCUCCUCCAACCCCUCCAUCUCAAAACCUUCAUGGCCAUGGCCUUCUUGUCACCAACCAAGAACCCUCUCUUUCAGAACCACUACCCCAGAUGCCAUCUUCAAGACCAUCAACUCAGCCUACAUUGACGCUACAAUCCCAGCUGCGGACACUAGUACUCCUGACUCCUGGUUAUUCACCAACUCGUCCGAGUCAGCCAGCUUCUCCACCGCCGCGUCGGAUAACGAGUCAGCCCCCGAGUGCAUCGAGACGGUGAUUCGUGGGCUAAGGUCAGAACGGCUCUUUUUCCAGCCGGGAGAGACGAGUUCGAUACUAGAGGAAGCCAAGCCUGGUGGGUUCCCUUUCAAAGAAAGCUCGGUUUUGUCAAUGGAGUCCCAAGACCCUUAUGAAGAUUUCAGGACGUCCAUGGAGGAGAUGGUGCUGGCUCACGGGUUGAAAGACUGGGAAGGUCUUGAAGUGUUGCUUUGCUGGUAUUUGAGAGUUAACGGAAAGAGCAACCAUGGAUAUAUUGUUGGAGCUUUCGUUGAUUUACUUGUGGGUCUUUCUCUAGCUUCUGCAACUACUUGUUCUUUUUCUCGUGAUUCUCCGUCUUCUUCGUUGUCUUUUUAUACAUCCUCGUCUUCCUCCGAUGACUCUUCGUCGACACCUUGCGUUUCGUCCAUGGAAGCCCAUGAUCAUGACGAGAUCAUUAGCAGUAAUAAUACUGCAUGUAUAUCUUCGUUAUUAGAAGCUGACGAUGAGAUUAAAGAAAGUAAAGACGACGACGAUGAUGUUGAUGAUCCAAGAUGAAGAUAUACAUCUUACUUCAUCUUCAUUAGCAGACCUAUAUAUAUAAAUACAUAUGUUUAUAUAUCCUCUUCUUUCUUUUACUACUUCUUCUUCUUCUUCUUAUUCCU